AUGUCCAGACACACCGUCGAAGAGGAGGCGUGCCACACCGCUCACCGACCCUCCGACACGUCGAGAACCAUCGACCUCGCCUCCUUCGAUCCUUCCACCCUCGCCCCCCCACGCGCUCGAUCUCCCUCCCUUGAAACGCGUCUCGAACGCGCUCCUCCACCACCGGCGACGCCCGUCCGAUCUCAACCCGAACCUCCUCCUCCCGCCUCGGGCUUUCUCCCUGCCGAACAAUGGGCGUCCAUCCAAAGUUUUCAUGCCGCCAUGGAUCACGUCAAGAUGGAGACCUGCAGCCGCUGUCACGUACGGUGGUUCUCCAUGGAUUUGAAGAAUGAUAUCUGCCAUGCCUGUUUCUUGCGGGAUCAGGGCGGCAAGACCCCCUUUCUCAUGUCCGCCGAGAACGCCAUGGACCCGGGAGAGAUGCCGGCCCAUCUGCCCACGCUGACCCAAAUCGAGGAGAUGAUUGUCGCCCGCUCGCACGUGCAAAUGAUGGUCUAUCGCUACCGGGGCCGCCAAUACCACUGCUCGGGACACUGUCAGUUUCAUGCAAAACACGACGAAGACGACAUCGUGGUGUUACGGCCCUCGGAUCGCGUCGUCGAGAAUGAUCUCCGCUAUCGACGCCAGUUUCGGUCAGAUUUUCGCGCUCGAAAGGGACAUGUCAUGACCUGGCUGCGGUUUCUCCAGGCCCACCACCCGGAUUACCGGUAUGUCACCAUUUCCCCGGAUCGGAUCGACGCUCUACCCAUCGAUGACGACAUCUCCUCACCGUUUCUCGCUCUGAUCGACGAUACGAGUAUGGAGGAGGAACCCCCCGCGCUCGAACAACCGGUGUCCGCCGAGCUGCCCCCGCCGGAUUCUCAAUCGAUGGUCCCCAAUCUCAAUAUCACCACGACCGAGGUGGAUCUGAUCGUGCGAGAGAUGGCCAGCCGAAAUUCUCCCCCUCCCGGCCUUCCCGCACCCUCGAUUGGACAGACCCCCAUCGACGAAGCGUCGGGAAAAAGAUCGGAUCUUUGCCAUGGCCUUCCCGACAUUGUAUCCGACGGGCCAGGCCGAUUUCAACACCCCCCGGAUGCGAAAGGUGAGUUCAACCGAUUACGCGCGAUAUCUGAUGUGCUUUCACGACGGCAGGCCAACGGCGCGGCCCGUUUCUACGUGUCGAAGGCGUCCGGUCUUAAAGAUCUCAGUCGAGAGGAGCUCACGGAAGCCCUACUGGCCGACGAAGCCCUCCUCCCUCAGAUUGUGCGCCAAGGUUCCGAUCUGACGGGGACGCGCCCGUUUUGGAGAAGUAAGAGCAACCACUUACAGGCCCAGGCCUGCUUUCUCUCGCCCGGCACGUCGCCGGUUUUUGUGACUUUGAGCGCGGCCGACAUGCAGUGGCGGGACCUAGUUUCCUCUCCGGCUCGCAUAUGCGAUCACCGUCCAUAA
Molecule: messenger RNA, 1425 nt
Organism: Rhinocladiella mackenziei CBS 650.93
Lineage: Eukaryota; Fungi; Ascomycota; Eurotiomycetes; Chaetothyriales; Herpotrichiellaceae
Exons: 3
Coding region: 1-1425 (474 amino acids)
Source: RefSeq, a predicted model, not a curated record